Molecule: messenger RNA, 840 nt
Organism: Ectocarpus sp. CCAP 1310/34
Lineage: Eukaryota; Phaeophyceae; Ectocarpales; Ectocarpaceae
Source: the annotation of a GenBank genome assembly
AUGCUCAACCGCUUCAAUGUCACGACCACUGCUCCCACGCCCGCUGUCGUCGACGAUGACCUAGGGCCGAAGAGAGACGACGAGUCCUCGGUGGACAAGCCCGUGAGGGAAGCGAUCGGAUGCCUGAUGUGGUUGCUGUUCACGAGGUCGGACAUCGCGCUGCCUUUGAACAAGCUGCAGAAGAUCGCCCACUCACCCACCGAGAGGAUGUGGAACGCGCUUGUGCGGAUCAUGUCCUACCUCAACGAGACGAAGGACCUCGGGAUCACCUACGUCCGCGGAUCAGGGCUAGACCUAGACGUGUUCGUCGAUUCUAGUUACGCCGACAGUACCGUUGACAGGCGUUCGACGACGGGGCUAGCCGUGACUGUAGGUGGGACCGUAGUGUGCGCAUCCACGAAGACGCAGCCAGUGACGGCUCAGCCGACCACGGAGGCAGAGUAUAUUGCAGCCGGGGAGGGCGUGAAGGAAGCGUUGUUCGUGCGUGGUGUUCUGUCGUUCAUUGCGCCCGAGACGAGCGGUCCAGCGUUGGGGUUGGGAGUGGUAGUCCUGCAGGCGCAGGCUCAGGCCUGAACCCUAGAGCAACUGAUGUUAAUUGGGUUGGGAGUAGUGGUCCGUUAGACUCAAGCUUGAACCCUGAUGCAUCUACAAUAAAUCGUUCCAUUGUUGGUGCCGCAAACUUUGGUUCGAUCGGAAUUGGGAGUGGGGCACCAGGUAGCCAGUUUUUCAUUCCGCCCCCGUCUACUCCAUCGAGUGAGUGGUGGGGGCAUGCCGCCAGUGGAAACACACUGAUCCCUGGGGCCGGCAUUUCAGACACAGGCGAAAUGUUGGGUAGGAGCC